GGAUGGGCCAUACACAUUCAAAACCCUCCUCUAUGGAGGAGGCCAGAAGGGGCUACCCAGGGUAUCGACACGGCACGAAAAGUGUCUCAUCCAGCUGAGAAGGUAGCAACUCCGGUAUCCAGCAAAAAUGUCCGACAAAACCCCCUUUGAAACGGAUAUGCUGACGCUCACGCGAUUCGUUAUGGAGAAGGGGCGACGCGUUAAAGGAGCGACGGGGGAGCUGACACAGCUGCUCAACUCCAUGCUGACUGCCAUAAAGGCCAUUUCCUCGGCAGUCAGAAAGGCAGGCCUUGCCCACAUGUUUGGUAUAGCCGGCACCGUGAACGUGACUGGUGACGAAGUGAAGAAGCUGGAUGUAUUAUCCAACGCCCUGGUGAUUAACAUGCUCCAGUCCUCCUACAGCACCUGCGUUCUGGUCACGGAAGAGGACAAGGAGGCCAUCAUCACCCCGAAGGAGAAGCGGGGUAAAUAUGUGGUGUGCUUUGACCCCCUUGACGGCUCAUCCAAUAUAGACUGCUUGGCACCGAUAGGAACGAUAUUUGCUAUCUACAAAAAGGAAACAGACGAGCAGCCCUCUGAAAAAGAUGCUUUGCAGCCUGGACGCAAUAUUGUUGCAGCAGGCUAUGCCUUGUAUGGCAGUGCUACGCUGGUCGCCCUCUCCACAGGGCAAGGAGUGGACUGCUUCAUGCUCGAUCCGGGUCUCGGUGAAUUUAUUUUGGUGGACAGAGAUGUUAAAAUCAAGAAGAAAGGGAAGAUAUACAGUCUCAAUGAAGGUUAUGCAAAGUAUUUUGAUCCUGCAAUGACAGAAUAUUUACAGAAGAAGAAAUUCCCUGAGGAUGGCAGUUCCCCAUAUGGUGCCAGGUACGUGGGCUCCAUGGUAGCUGAUGUUCACCGUACAUUAAUGUACGGUGGGAUCUUCAUGUAUCCUGCUAAUCAGAAGAGUCCUAAAGGAAAGGUAAAUCUUUUAACUUACUCUCUGGUCAACUUAGUCAACCUAAUAACUCUGGUUUUCCUGGAGAU
Eurypyga helias (sunbittern) is the source of this 1020-nucleotide messenger RNA. It is a transcript of the gene FBP2, whose product is annotated as fructose-1,6-bisphosphatase 2. The annotation marks the transcript as partial. The transcript is spliced from 7 exons. NCBI's taxonomy places the organism in Eukaryota, Metazoa, Chordata, Aves, Eurypygiformes, Eurypygidae. Gene Ontology annotation, cellular component: cytosol; cytoplasm. Gene Ontology annotation, molecular function: fructose 1,6-bisphosphate 1-phosphatase activity. Gene Ontology annotation, biological process: sucrose biosynthetic process; fructose 6-phosphate metabolic process; gluconeogenesis. The record is from RefSeq and is a predicted model, not a curated record.